AUGUCAAGUGCAUCGAUCUUUCGAUUUGGUGCUGCACUUUCUAAGAUUUUGGGAUGGACAUAUUUCACGGCCUGGUCGGUCAGUUUCUACCCGCAGGCAAUCCUAAAUUGGAAGAGGAAGAGCGUGAACGGGCUCUCAUUUGACUUUCUAUGGUACAAUGUAUACGGAUUUACAUGCUACUCUAUAUUCAAUCUUGCGUUCUUUUAUUCAUCAACAAUUCAAGAACAAUACCGAAGGAGAUAUGGAGGAAAUGAGAACUUGGUCAGAAUAAAUGACGUAUUCUUCUCCGUUCAUGCUCUAAUCCUAUCUUGCAUAACAUUUGGUCAGACAUUUAUUUACAAGAAAGGCCGCAAUCAGCGACUGUCAGCUUUUGCCAUUGCCUUAACGUUUAUCACGUCCCUGGGAAUUUUCAGCGUGUAUUUAAAAGCGGCUGCUGGCCUCAACGAGUGGAUUGAUUUGCUAUACUUUAUAAGUUAUAUAAAGCUGGGACUUAGUUUGAUUAAAUACAUCCCUCAGGCAUAUUUGAAUUACAAACGUAAAUCGACAGUAGGAUGGAGUAUUCAUAACAUUGCACUAGAUUUUACUGGAGGAACCUUGUCAUUACUACAACUUAUUUUAGAUGCAUAUUUGGCGAACGACUGGGGCGGAAUUUCAGGAGAUCCGGUGAAAUUCGGCCUCGGUUUCGUAUCCCUCUCGUUCGAUUUGCUGUUCAUGGUACAGCAUUAUAUUUUAUAUCGUGAUAGAAACGAUUAUAGACAUGAUGAAGACAAAGGUGAGGAGACGUCUUUAAUUAGGAACGUUGUUGUUUAG
Messenger RNA from Paraglomus occultum, 810 nucleotides. The record is from the annotation of a GenBank genome assembly. NCBI's taxonomy places the organism in Eukaryota, Fungi, Glomeromycota, Glomeromycetes, Paraglomerales, Paraglomeraceae.